Molecule: messenger RNA, 1980 nt
Organism: Penicillium subrubescens
Lineage: Eukaryota; Fungi; Ascomycota; Eurotiomycetes; Eurotiales; Aspergillaceae
Product: kinesin-3 family protein uncB
Exons: 2
Coding region: 1-1980 (659 amino acids)
Biological process (GO): mitotic spindle organization; microtubule-based movement
Molecular function (GO): ATP binding; microtubule motor activity; microtubule binding
Source: RefSeq, a predicted model, not a curated record
AUGGCGCUGGACCCGCGCUUUUUUGGACACAUCGGCCAGAGCUCCGGCCCUGGCUCGAUCUCGUCCGCGACAUCCUCCGACUCCUCCGCCCUCACUGGCAUCACUUCGCCAAGCGUGUUUUCGACCUCCGCAUCUGCUGCGACAAUGCGAUCAACCGCAUCCAGUCCGUCACUUCGCGCUCGCGAAAGCGUCUCCAUACCCGUUGGUCACCAAGAUGGAAUCGCCAGCCCAUCGCCUGGUGGUAACGUGCGCGUCGUGGUGCGAGUCCGGAAAUUCCUCCAACGAGAGCUCGACCGUCAAGCAGAAUGCCUUAUCGCGAUGGACCCCCACACUCAAAUGACUAGCCUAAAAGCGCCCAAGCCGAGCGCCGGCGAUCGGGGAAAGCCCAAAUCACAAGCACGGGGGAAGAUUCUCGAAGAUAAAUCAUUCACCUUUGAUAACUCUUUUUGGUCACACGAUGAGCAAGACGAGCACUAUGCACACCAAGAAGACGUAUACAACUGCCUGGGCGAGGAGUUUUUGGACCACAACUUCGAGGGAUAUCACACUUGCAUUUUCGCCUAUGGCCAGACCGGUUCGGGUAAGAGUUACACCAUGAUGGGCACACCGGAGCAGCCAGGCUUGAUUCCUCGGACUUGCGAGGAUCUGUUUCAGCGCAUUGAAUCAUCACCAUCCCCCGACAUCAGCUACAAUGUUCGAGUCUCUUACUUCGAGGUCUACAACGAGCAUGUCCGAGACUUGUUGGUCCCCCGAACAGACCCGCCACAUUAUCUUCGAAUCCGCGAGUCUCCCUCUGAGGGCCCAUAUGUUAAAGACUUGACGGAGGUCACCGCCAGGAACUAUACUGAGUUGAUGAAGUACAUGCGCAAGGGCGACGUAUCGCGUACAGUUGCCAGCACUAAAAUGAACGAUACCUCUUCACGAUCGCAUGCCGUUUUCACCAUCACAUUGAAGCAAAUUCACCACGAUCUUUCUACGGACGAAACAACAGAGCGCACGGCUCGUAUUCGAUUGGUUGAUCUUGCAGGUUCUGAGCGCGCCAAAGCAACUGAAGCUACUGGUGCACGAUUGCGCGAAGGAUCCAACAUUAACAAGUCCUUGACUACGCUCGGUCGGGUCAUUGCAGCUCUGGCCGACCCGAAGAAGACUCGAGGAGGCCGAAAAGGCAAGGAGCUGGUGCCCUACCGUGAUUCAAUCUUGACAUGGCUCUUGAAGGAUUCCCUCGGCGGUAAUUCCAAGACGGCCAUGAUCGCCUGUAUUUCUCCCGCCGACUACGAGGAAACUCUUUCGACUCUCCGCUAUGCCGAUCAGGCCAAACACAUUCGCACUCGCGCGCGCGUCAACCAAGACCAACUCUCGGCUGCCGAACGUGAUCAGCAGAUCGCCGAGAUGGCAGAGACCAUUCGCACUCUGCAGCUGAGUGUGAGCCAGGCACAUGCCAAUCAGCGUGCCACAGAAAUGCAAGAUGAGAGAUUGGAAGAGUACCAGCAGAAGGUGGAGAAGAUGCAGCGACUCAUGGAGGAAACCAAGAUGGUCAGCGAGUGCAAGAUCCGCCAACUCCAGACCGAGAAUGAGGCUCUCCGCAUGCAUCUGAAACUCGCCCUGGAGAGUCUCAGAAACCCCAUACCACCUGUCAGUCUUGAAGGACGCCAGAGCCUAUCAUCAUUAGCGGAAGAGGAUCGAUUGCCUGAGCGUGAUCAAGAGAACCGGGAAGGAUCGCCUAUUGUUGAGUCAUCCGAGUCCGAGCCAGAAGUUUGGGAGGAUGAGGAGUAUGAAGACGAUGACGACGACGAAACAGUGAACCUUGAGAACAGCGAACAAGAAGCAUACCAGAUGCAGGAGCGCAUGCAAGAUUUGCUCGGCGAUCUGGGAGUUUUCAAGCGCAAGCUCGCAUCCGACCAUGAGCGUUGGCGUCCCAACGAGCAUUCGAGAACUCGGAAGCGACGUGUGCUCGGAAUAAUCGCUGCUAACAAUCGCUAA